CCAAGGGGACGUCCCCGCCGCUGCCGCCCGCCGGGGGCUCUCCGGCCUCGCCAUGCCGCCGUGGGGCGCCGCCCUCGCCCUGCUCCUGGCCGCGCUCGCCCUGCUUGGCCUGCUCUCCGCGCUGCUGCGGCGCCCCUGGAGGCGCGCCGUCGGAGCGAGGACCCUGCUGGGGGCGCAGGGCCGAGACCACGAGGAGGAGGUGGACGGCGCAGGCUCCGCGGACCAGUUCAGCGACGGGCUUGAGCCUCUGCCCGGCGGGUGCAGGCUCAUCUGUAAGCCGUCGGCGCUGGCCCAGUGCCUGCUGCGCGCCUUGCGACGCUCGACAGCGCUGGAGCCGGGCCCGCGCUCCUGGCUCUCCGGGCCCCACCUGCAGACCCUCUGCCAUUUCGUGCUGCCUGUGGGGCCGGGGUCCGAUCUGGCCCGGGAGUACCUGCAGUUGGCGGACGAUGGGCUGGUGGCCCUGGACUGGGUCGUGGGACCUUGCGCCCGGGGCCGCCGGGUCACCAACGCCGGGGGCCUCCCGGCGGUGCUGCUGGUGAUUCCCAAUGCCUGGGGACGCCUCACCCGCAACGUGCUCGGCCUCUGCCUGCUGGCCCUGGAGCGCGGCUACUACCCGGUCAUCUUCCACCGUCGCGGCCACCACGGCUGCCCACUGGUCAGCCCCCGGCUGCAGCCUUUCGGGGACCCGUCUGAUCUCAAAGAGGCCAUCACUUACAUCCGCUUCCGACACCCCGCAGCCCCGCUGUUCGCGGUGAGCGAGGGCUCAGGCUCGGCGCUGCUGCUGUCCUACCUGGGCGAGUGUGGCUCCUCCAGCUACAUGACCGGUGCAGCCUGCAUCUCGCCGGUGCUAUGCUGCCGCGAGUGGUUUGAGGCCGGCCUGCCCUGGCCCUACGAGCGGGGCUUUCUUCUCCACCAGAAGAUCGCCCUCAGCAGGUACGCCACAGCCCUGGAGGACACAGUGGACACUGGGAAACUGUUCAGGAGCCGCUCCCUGCGAGAGUUUGAAGAGACCCUCUUCUGCCACACCAAGAGCUCCCCCAUCAGCUGGGACACCUACUGGGACCACAAUGACCCCCUCCGGGAUGUGGACGAGGCAGCCGUACCUGUGCUGUGCAUCUGUAGUGCCGACGAUCCCGUGUGUGGGCCCCCAAACCACUUUCUGCCAACUGAACUCUUUCACAGCAACCCCUACUUCUUCCUCCUGCUCAGCCGCCACGGAGGCCACUGUGGCUUCCUGCGCCAGGAGCCCUUGCCAGCCUGGAGCCACGAGGUCAUCUUGGAGUACUUCCGGGCCUUGACUGAGUUCUUCCGAAUGGAAGAGAGGAUGAAAGGGCUGAGCAGGCGCCGAGUUUCGUUCCUAGGGGGCCGGCGUCGCUGGGGAACCCUGCCAAAGCGGGAGGUCUCUCCCUCUUCCAACCUGGAGGAGAUCUUUAGCUGGAAGAGAUCGUAUACAAGGUGAGACCUGACCCAAGAACCCACCAGCCCUGCGAGGAAGAACAGAGCUGGGCACGGCUGAGUCCUGAAAAGGCAGUGAGGACUGAAUGGCGCAGGCAGCUUCCGCUCUUUGCCCCGAUUCAGCCCCUUCUCUCUUAAACUGGUCUGUGGAAAGAGAUGGAACUUCCAGCAAGCUAGCAUUAAUUUGCCUCUGAGCAGAACUCCUGCCCAGGCCCUGCUCUACACAUGCCAACUCAUCCUGGCUCAGCAGCUGGGCAUUCCCCGUCACUGUACCCUGUCACCGACUUCAUAAGCCAAAGAAUAUCUCCAUGUAUGUCCCUGGACUCGAGAGAAAAUGCUCGCUCCCAGCAAAGAUACAGAGGAGAUGAGUUUUGUGAGCCAUUGGGCAGGUCUGUGCCACAUACAUAAUCAGCUCUGCGACGCUGGUUCUCAAGCUGGAGCCACUUGAUGUAGUGAGGAGAGGUUUGUGUCUUGAUGGCACUUCCCUCGU
Molecule: messenger RNA, 1945 nt
Organism: Kogia breviceps (pygmy sperm whale)
Lineage: Eukaryota; Metazoa; Chordata; Mammalia; Artiodactyla; Physeteridae
Gene: ABHD15
Product: abhydrolase domain containing 15
Molecular function (GO): short-chain carboxylesterase activity; monoacylglycerol lipase activity
Source: RefSeq, a predicted model, not a curated record